Messenger RNA from Cladocopium goreaui, 714 nucleotides. The record is from the annotation of a GenBank genome assembly. Lineage: Eukaryota; Dinophyceae; Suessiales; Symbiodiniaceae.
GGGAGCCCAUCCAGCCAUGGCGUCGUUCCCGCGUCUCAGCGGCUAGCUGUGGCUGCCGUCCUUCGUCCGUAAUGGCCGAGCUGCCGCUGAAGGAUUUGCUUUCGGCUUGCGGAGGACCGCAUUUGAAACAUGGAUCCCAGAUCUCGCGCAGCUUCAACGCUGAUCCGCUUCCGGCGGUCCCGGGGGGAAGGAUAUCUGGACCCCAGCGAAGCCGACGCCCUGGCCUUGAGCCUUUGGCGCUCCCACGCGCGGUAGCGGAUCUGCGGUGGCCGCCAGGGAAGCUGUGUCCCUUCUGUUGGCGCCACGGUGCCGGAGGACUGGCUGGAUGCCAGUCCCAUCCAUAUGGAGGUGCGGCAGUUUCCGCGGUGCGGCGAUGACGAGUGCUCAGUUGCUGCCUUGCCCUAUACCUUUGGCGGCCGCUUUUCGGGAAGACACUACCCGACAGGUUGCCUGCUUCAGGGCGCCGCGGAGCUCAAGUUCUGCUUGACUCCGAAAGGCACGGCUGCCAAAUCUAUUUGGCAGCACGUUGCCGAAAACCCCUGUGAUUCCCCGUGGUUGUCCUGGUCGGCUUCGCCGCUGGUCGCCUUCUGGCUUGCGGUGGCGCAAGCAAAGCCAGGAAGUGCUUCAUCAAGGAGCUGGUAUGGUGGCAGACAGUGACCAGCUGACCGAAAGAAGACCGUUUGCCUUUUCCCGUGUGGAGCGAGUGGUGGAAAA